Messenger RNA from Metschnikowia bicuspidata var. bicuspidata NRRL YB-4993, 726 nucleotides. RefSeq names its product putative phosphoric monoester hydrolase. The record is from RefSeq and is a predicted model, not a curated record. Gene Ontology annotation, molecular function: phosphatase activity. The transcript has a single exon. Lineage: Eukaryota; Fungi; Ascomycota; Pichiomycetes; Serinales; Metschnikowiaceae. Bases 1 to 726 code for a protein of 241 amino acids.
AUGAGCCUUCCUGCCAUCAUUUUCACCGAUUGGGACGGCACCGUCACUCUUCAAGACUCAAAUGAUUACUUGACCGAAAACCUCGGCUUUGGCCGUCCUCGCAGAUUGGAGAUCAACGACGAAAUCCUCAACGAGUCCAAGUCAUUUAAGGACGGCUUCUCCGAAAUGUUGAGCUCGAUUCCCACGCCGUUUCCUGAAUGCAUUGAGUAUCUUUUAAACAACAUUCAGCUUGACCCCGGCUUCAAGGAUUUCUACACCUGGUGUGAAAGUAAAGGCAUUCCUGUGAUCGUGGUGAGUAGUGGUAUGACGCCUAUUAUCCACGCCUUGCUUCAGAGCUUGGUGGGGGAGGAAGCGGUGAAAAACAUCCAGAUCAUUUCCAAUGAUGUCGACAUUGAUCCAGCCACAGGAAAGUGGAAGAUUGUCUACAGAGACCCGGACACUGGCUUUGGCCACGACAAAAGCAGAUCCAUCAGAGAAUACUUGAAAGCCAAUGGUUACACUGCGGAAAACAUGCCUCCGCUCUUCUAUUGCGGUGAUGGUGUUUCCGACUUGUCUGCGGCUAAAGAAACCAACCUUCUUUUCGCCAAACAUGGCAAGGACUUGAUCACGUAUUGUAGGAGGGAGAACAUCCCCUACACCGAAUUCAAUGAUUUUGCAGACAUAUUCUCCAAAAUCAGAAGCAUUGUAGAGGGAGGGAAAAGGUACGAAGACUACAUUGAAAACUAG